AUGCAGGAGCUCAAGGAGAAGCUGCAGCAGUAUGUUGAUGAGGUGAAUGCCCACAAGCCAGGUUUCAUCAAGGCUGUCCGGCACAGCAGGCAGGAGGGGCUGAUCCGCUCCCGAGUCAGCGGCUGGAGAGCAGCCACAGCGCCGGUCGUCGCUCUCUUCGAUGCCCACGUGGAAUUCAACGUGGGUUGGGCUGAACCAGUGCUCACCAGGAUAAAAGAAAACAGAAAAAGAGUAAUUUCUCCAUCAUUCGAUAACAUUAAGUAUGAUAAUUUUGAAAUAGAGGAGUAUCCCCUCUCAGCACAAGGCUUUGACUGGGAGCUGUGGUGCAGGUAUCUGAACCCUCCUAAGUCCUGGUGGAAACUGGAGAACACAACUGCUCCAAUAAGAAGUCCUGCACUGCUUGGAUGCUUCAUAGUGGACAGAGAAUACUUCCAAGAGAUUGGAUUGCUGGAUGAAGGCAUGGAAGUAUAUGGAGGAGAGAAUGUGGAGCUUGGAAUCAGGAAUGUUCAUUACACGAGCAGUCAGCAGCUCCACGUGGGUGUUCUGAGCCCCACCAUCGACGACGAUGACAACAGAUGCCUGGUGGAUGUCAACAGCAGGCCCAGGCUCAUUGAAUGCAAUUAUGCCAAAGCCAAGAGAAUGAAGCUUUACUGGCAAUUUACUCAGGGAGGUCCUAUCCAGAACCGAAAAUCCAAGCGCUGCCUGGAAUUGCAGGAGAACAAUGAAAAUGAAUUUGGAUUUCAAGUGGUCCUUCAGAAGUGCACUGGACAACGCUGGUCCAUAACAAAUGUCCUGAGAAGCUUGUCAUUAUAGCAGACUAAAUUUUGUACCCAUUUCUUUUGCUACUGUGUAGCAAGUACUGCAUUGUCGCCUGCUGUACUGUAUCCCUCCCGCUCCCCGUCCCCCCAGCUCCUUCUCUCCCCUUUUUGUCUCUGAUUUGAUUUUGUGAGUGUGUGGAAAUAGGGUUUGUGGGCUGGAAAUAAGAAGUUUUUAUUUCACCAUGAUGUUUUCACGACAUUUAUAGAGAUGCUGAAUGACAGGUGACGGGUAGGCUAUCCUAAAAUAUUUUACAACUGUAACUAUUAAGCAAAUGGAGAAUAUUUAUAUCUCAAACUUUUAUUGAAUAAAAAAGCCCAAACACUA
Agelaius phoeniceus (red-winged blackbird) is the source of this 1143-nucleotide messenger RNA. NCBI's taxonomy places the organism in Eukaryota, Metazoa, Chordata, Aves, Passeriformes, Icteridae. The record is from RefSeq and is a predicted model, not a curated record.